Molecule: messenger RNA, 2535 nt
Organism: Puccinia graminis f. sp. tritici CRL 75-36-700-3
Lineage: Eukaryota; Fungi; Basidiomycota; Pucciniomycetes; Pucciniales; Pucciniaceae
Exons: 2
Coding region: 630-1808 (392 amino acids)
Source: RefSeq, a predicted model, not a curated record
GUCUGGGCCGCCUGUCCUCAAAAAAAAAAAAAGGAUCCGGGAUUCUGAGACAUCAUCAUGAGGACAGGAAAGCUUGGGUUUCGAUCUCAGAUAUCCAAUCUCGUCAUCUUUCCUUGUUAUUGUUAAUACACUUUUCCAGUCAAGUUCUUGAACAUCAAGCCUUUCUCAACCCUUGCAGGUAUCCUCUUGUGUGCCAUCUGAUUUCUUUGGUUUUAACAGUUCCGCUCACGUAUUAGAGCAAGUUCAACAUGAAAAUUAUCGUAUCCUACAUAUUGCUGCCCAGAGAGCAUCAUUCUCCUCUCAUGCAACCACCAAUCACAUUUUUCUCGGUCUGAUAUAACCUUGUAUAUAUAAGCUGGGGAAUCCAUACACCAGAUCAUACCCACAUCAAAGUUGUGUCUGGGUCUCCAUCUUCUUUUGUGCCGCGCUCCCGUUUCCUAUUUGAAUCACACCAAGGACUGGCUUGACACUCAUCGAUCCCCCGCACACUCAGUCGCAUAAGUUAACUAGCAUUUCCCAAGCAUUAUCCUCAAUCUUUCUAGGCUUUUUUUUGUUUUGUUUUCUAGCCCUUUAAUUUUAAUUAUUAUCAAGCAUUCCCAUAUAAUAUAAGUUUUCAACUUGGCCUAAACAUGUUUGAUCAAUGGAAGCCCGACCUCGAUUUUGUUGAGGGUUGUUCUCUUACCAAUCAACCUCCAUAUUGUCCACAAGGCGAUCAAUCCAGCAGCGGGGAGGGAUUUUCGAUGGAAAGCCUCCUGGACUAUGAUCCGAUGAUGCUAUCAUCAUUACUCCUACUGCCGAUGCCCUUGUUAAAACCACAUGGUGCAGAUCCGAUUCCAAGCAGCGGCGCCAGUCCAAAUCGCAUCGGCGAGUCCGCGUUCACAUCUGAUGUCGUCUUCACUCAACCAAUCCAGCAAUCCAUUCAACCCCUUGACUCUCGAGAAUGUCUUCCCUGUUCUCCAGCAUCCUCGCCAAAUGGUUCCUGUUCCGAUCUCUCUAGAGCCCCUGGGCCCCAGUUCCUUUAUUCUUCGCCAUCCAACGCCGAUUACUCAGAGGCUAUCUCUGAUGUGGGCUGUAGCACGCCUGUUCAAGCCAAGCAACCUGAGCUCUUCCCCUCCAAUCAUUGUUCAGAGGCAUUGAACGAGUGUUUCUUGAACCGUCCACAAGAUGCAUUGAUGUGGGAUCAGGUUCCGACGAAUUCAAUGGUCCCAAACUUCGGAGGUUUAUCCCAGUCUGCAAGGGUAUUGCCAUAUCCAACCGAAACCUUGGCCACUGCCAGUACUGUGGGAGUUUCUGCCUCUCCAGUCUCCUUGAUCUCCGAGAUUUUUCCAUUCGAAGCUGCAAACGACUUCACUCCUACCAAGAACAAACGGACCUAUGAUCAGUUUUCGUCGCAAUCAUAUUGGACGAACGAUUUCGGUAACUUUCCGCAACAAGACGCGGCGAAUUUUCACAUCAUACCUCAUGAACCGUCGAGUGUUUAUUCGAGAUGUGAUGUUUCGAUCAAACGACACGAUGCUUCUGGAGAUGUGCCGAUAGUCAAGCUGAAACGGUUCCCAUGUCCAGAAUGUGGCCAACGAUUCGCCCGAGCGUUCAACCUCCAAACGCACAUCGCCACUCAUGCGGGCAUGCGUCCAUUCUCUUGUCCGGCUGAUGGAUGCUCGAAAGCGUUCAGUCGUCGUCACGACCUGGGAAGACAUGUCGGCGCCGUCCAUCGCGAAUGGUUGGCUUCUAAAAACAUCUCCGUCGAGCAGGCUGUUAAGCCCUUGCGUUGGAAGAACGGUUCAUCUAAAAAAUCAUCAAAAUCAUAACGCUUGUCGUGAUCAACCAAAAAAAAAAAAAAAAAAAAAAAAACUCAAGAUCAGAAAAAAAUCAUUUACUUCUCUCUCGGUUCACCGGGAAUGACUCCACCACUAUCUUCAUCACUUGGACGCUCUGCGAACAUUGUCAUCACUUUUACUUUUCUCAGCUCUUAAUCAAUUCAUUUCUUCUUUCUUUCAACUUUUUUUUAUAAUCUUCCGACCCCAAUGCACUGGGAAAGCAUAUUCUUUCAAUCUUAUAUUUAUACAUCCUCCAAAUUCACAGUAGCUAAGACUCUUCAGCGGUUUUGCUUAAACCAUAAAACCUUCCAACCUUUUUUUACAAGUUAAUUUGCUAGCAAUAAUCCCGAACAGGCUUUCGGGACUUGAUAAGACCCCAUUUCAGCCCCCUUUCUCUUAUGCACUUGUUCUAGUAGUACUCGAAUAUGAAGUUUUACGGAAAAUGUUAAUUGCAUGUGGUGAUUGAUUAGUGAAUGUGUUUUUGUAAGACUUGCAUGUCUUUGAUCUAAGGGAGUAUGUUAAGAUUUUGUAAGAUUAGCAUUGUGUGGGACUAGAGUAGAACCAGUUGCUCCUAGUACCUCAUGUCGGAUUUUUCAGUAAAGCAAUGAUCUUGUGGACUACAAACCGCGUGCUAGUUCUUUCUUUUUCAUUUAAACUUUUUUUCCGAACAUCAUGAGGUUUGUUAAUUCUUGGUCAGGGCCCACGGCUAUGAAUCAAG